This is a messenger RNA of Penicillium cosmopolitanum, 858 nucleotides long. RefSeq lists its product as uncharacterized. NCBI's taxonomy places the organism in Eukaryota, Fungi, Ascomycota, Eurotiomycetes, Eurotiales, Aspergillaceae. Bases 1 to 858 code for a protein of 285 amino acids. The transcript has 3 exons. The record is from RefSeq and is a predicted model, not a curated record.
AUGGUAGUGGACCACCUCUCAUCCCGGGCGGAAUACGGACCCAUCUCGAUGGCCAGACGAAAUAUCGCAAUUGCUGAGCUUGUCAUUUUCUCCGCCAUUCACCUGAUCCAAAUCCCUAUCCGCUUUACACAAGAAUGGCGAUACUGGCACAAUCGGAAAAAAAGGCAUAUCGCGCGCUGCUUCAUUUACUCUUGGUUCAGUAUGAUCGGAAUUUUAUCGCAACUUCGAAUCGCUAGCUCUGCGAUGAUAAUUUCUAAAAGUCACCCCGAUAAAUCGAUGCUCAUUGCCGAGGCUUGCUUGCAAAGCGUGGGCCUCUCACCUCUUUUGUUUGAGGUUAGCUUGGUUCUUUUGCGAUGUGGCCAAGCCGGAGAAUACGGCAGGGGAAACUCGAAAUGGUCCCUGCCCAUUCGCAUCGCACUUCAUGGUUUCCGAUUCCCAAUCUUUAUCGCCAUUGUGCUUGCGGUUGUCGGUGGAAUUAUCAACAUCCGACCCUACGGAGAAGCUGGUUCGGUGGUGCUGGUCGUCACAUUUGUGUUCGUCUGUGGCUUGGUCGGAUGGCUGUCGAUUAAAUGUCGAUCUAUUCUUCCUGCAACGGGCCGCCGAGGCGUCAUGUUAACGAUGUUAACUCUUCCUUUCUUGUUGAUUCGGGUCAUUUAUUUCCUUUUACAGGAAUAUGGCCCCCCAGCAUUCAACCCGGCUUCCGGGAGCGUGGGGAUCCUUGCUGGCAUGGGAUUAUUGAUGGAACUCAUCAUCAUUGGAAUCUUCGUGCUGGCGCGCACGGUGAUAGAGCCGCUUUCGGGACCGAGCGAAAACAAGAGGCACAUCACAACAAACGAUGCAGAGUGGACUGGGAACUGA